Rhagoletis zephyria (snowberry fruit fly) is the source of this 698-nucleotide messenger RNA. Lineage: Eukaryota; Metazoa; Arthropoda; Insecta; Diptera; Tephritidae. The record is from RefSeq and is a predicted model, not a curated record.
GAUGACAACUUCGCCUCCAUCGUCACCGGCGUCGAGGAGGGCCGUCUCAUCUUCGACAAUUUGAAGAAGUCCAUUGCCUACACGCUGACCAGUAACAUUCCGGAGAUUUCGCCCUUCCUCCUCUUCAUUCUGGUAGGCAUUCCGCUGCCCCUUGGAACUGUCACUAUUCUCUGCAUCGACCUCGGCACCGACAUGGUGCCCGCCAUCUCCCUCGCCUACGAGAAGGCCGAAUCAGACAUCAUGCGACGAAAGCCCCGAGACGCCCAGAAGGACAAGCUGGUCAAUGAGCGCCUCAUCUCAAUGUCCUACGGCCAGAUCGGCAUGAUGCAGGCGAGCGCCGGUUUUUUCACCUAUUUCGUCAUCAUGGCGGAGAACGGCUUCUGGCCCCGUGAUUUGCCCGGCAUUCGCGAGAAGUGGGACUCCAAGGGCUACAACGACCUGCAGGACACCUACGGGCAGGAGUGGACGUACAAUAACCGGAAGAUCCUCGAGUACACCUGCCACACGGCCUUCUUUGUCACCAUUGUCGUCGUCCAGUGGGCCGAUCUGAUCAUCUGCAAGACGCGACGAAACUCGCUGGUUCACCAGGGAAUGAACAACCACGCCCUCAACUUUGGCCUGCUCUUCGAGACGCUGCUCGCCGCCUUCCUCUCCUACGGCCCCGGCAUGGACAAGGCGCUGCGCAUGUACCCGCUGAA